AUUACAUAAAAUGUCACACUUUGAGUAAACUUUACAUUAUUCUCUCAUCCAUAAUAAAUAAAUAAAGCAUACUGGGUUUUAGGUCAGGCUGACGUCAGCAGUUUCUUUGUGUUUCAUUUUUUUUUUUUUUGUAAUCUAACGCUCCAGAUUUGUUGUCUUCUCCACGAGCCCUUUGUUGUUGUUGGUAAUGGAGAUUUUCGCUCUAAGUCAUUGUGGCUUCUUCUUCUUUAUUUAGAAACCAAUUCAUCAACUCCUUCGUUAUUUCUAAAUCUCUUUGCCACUACCUCUUGUUGCUGCAAUUGAAUUGGCUCAAAUCUUCUUCACUUGGUCGACGUAAAGACGACUUUGACUUGGUUUUUAACUUCACUUCUCCGUCGAAAACUAUCCCUUCUCUUCCGAUCGAAUCAAUCGGCUCUCUCUCCACACAAACCAAGCCAAAUAUCUUCUCCUGUUACUGGAGACAAACCUGCAUACAUUUCUGUCAUCUCUGUUAAGUGGCACAAUUAUUUAAGAGGCUCCAUCUCCACUGCACCACUGAGAAGUUUCGUGUGGACAUGUCUAAGCUUAGAAUUGGUUUGGUUGAAAACUGAGGAGAUGGAAGUGACUCGUGGUUUCUCUUUUUUGGACAAGUUUCUUCGAAAGUCUUUCACAGAAGGAGCGUAUUGAGUUUCUCGACAAUAUAUUUGACAUCUUCUUCUGCCUUUUCUGAGGAAAGUUGCGGUGGAUUAAAGCACCAUCGUGCGGAGAAUACGAUAAGGCUCUUGCUUCAUUUGAAGUUAUUGACAGUUGAAUCGAGCCGCUCAAUUGGUCAAUUAUGGAGUCAAUAAAGGUUUGCAUGAACGCACUGUGCGGAGCGGCCUCUACGUCGGGCGAGUGGAAAAAAGGCUGGCCUAUGCGAUCCGGUGAUUUAGCUUCUCUCUGCGAUAAGUGUGGGUGUGCAUACGAGCAAUCCAUAUUCUGUGAAGUGUUCCAUGCCAAGGAAUCUGGUUGGAGAGAGUGUAAUUCAUGUGACAAGCGUCUUCACUGUGGAUGCAUUGCUUCUAGAUUUAUGAUGGAGCUUCUAGAGAAUGGUGGUGUUACCUGUAUAAGUUGCGCCAAGAAAUCCGGACUAAUUUCUAUGAAUGUGAGCCAUGAAUCUAACGGUAAGGACUUCCCCUCAUUUGCUUCAGCAGAGCAUGUAGGCAGUGUUCUUGAGAGGACAAAUCUCAAGCACUUGCUUCACUUUCAAAGAAUCGACCCCACUCAUUCUUCUCUUCAAAUGAAACAAGAAGAAUCGCUGCUUCCUUCCAGCCUAGAUGCUCUUAGACACAAAACUGAAAGGAAAGAAUUGUCUGCACAGCCAAACUUGAGCAUUUCACUUGGACCUACGCUUAUGACAAGCCCAUUUCAUGAUGCUGCUGUUGAUGACAGAAGUAAGACUAAUUCGAUUUUCCAACUGGCCCCUCGGUCCAGGCAGCUGCUUCCAAAACCUGCAAAUUCAGCUCCCAUUGCUGCUGGCAUGGAGCCUAGUGGGAGCCUGGUGUCACAGAUUCAUGUCGCUCGGCCUCCUCCAGAAGGUCGCGGGAAGACCCAAUUGCUUCCCCGUUACUGGCCUAGGAUUACUGACCAAGAGCUGCUGCAAUUAUCUGGACAGUAUCCUCAUCUCUCAAAUUCCAAAAUUAUACCACUCUUUGAAAAAGUUCUGAGUGCGAGCGAUGCGGGUCGUAUUGGUCGACUGGUUCUUCCGAAAGCAUGUGCAGAGGCAUAUUUCCCCCCUAUAUCUCUACCCGAGGGUCUCCCGUUAAAGAUACAAGACAUAAAAGGGAAAGAAUGGGUGUUCCAGUUCAGGUUUUGGCCUAAUAAUAACAGCAGGAUGUACGUUUUGGAGGGUGUGACUCCUUGCAUACAGUCCAUGCAGUUGCAAGCUGGUGACACUGUAACAUUCAGCCGUACAGAACCUGAAGGAAAACUCGUAAUGGGAUACCGUAAAGCGACGAACUCUACAGCGACACAGAUGUUCAAGGGAAGCAGUGAACCCAAUCUGAACAUGUUUUCCAACAGCUUGAAUCCGGGAUGUGGUGACAUCAAUUGGUCUAAACUAGAGAAGUCUGAGGACAUGGCAAAGGAUAACUUAUUUCUUCAGUCGUCCUUAACUUCUGCUAGGAAACGGGUUCGGAACAUUGGGACUAAGAGCAAGCGUCUGCUCAUUGAUAGCGUAGAUGUUCUGGAACUGAAAAUAACUUGGGAGGAGGCACAGGAGCUGUUGCGGCCUCCCCAAUCCACCAAACCCAGCAUCUUUACGCUGGAAAAUCAAGAUUUUGAAGAAUAUGACGAACCACCAGUUUUCGGGAAGAGGACCCUUUUUGUCUCACGUCAAACAGGGGAACAAGAGCAAUGGGUGCAGUGUGAUGCUUGUGGGAAAUGGCGACAGCUGCCGGUGGAUAUUCUUCUUCCACCAAAGUGGUCGUGCUCUGAUAAUCUCUUGGAUCCUGGCAGGUCUUCAUGUUCCGCACCUGAUGAACUCUCUCCAAGAGAACAGGAUACACUUGUCCGGCAGAGCAAAGAGUUCAAAAGGAGGAGACUGGCAUCAUCAAACGAAAAGCUAAACCAGUCGCAGGAUGCAUCUGCUCUGAAUAGUUUAGGAAAUGCAGGCAUCACCACAACCGGUGAACAGGGGGAAAUCACGGUUGCAGCCACGACCAAGCAUCCAAGACACCGGGCAGGGUGUUCGUGCAUCGUCUGCAGCCAACCACCGAGCGGAAAAGGCAAACACAAGCCGUCAUGCACUUGCACUGUGUGCGAGGCAGUGAAGAGACGAUUCAGGACGCUCAUGCUGCGGAAGCGGAACAAAGGAGAGGCAGGACAGGCAAGCCAGCAGGCGCAGUCACAGUCAGAGUGCAGGGACGAGACAGAAGUGGAGAGCAUUCCAGCGGUUGAACUAGCCGCAGGGGAAAACAUCGACUUGAACUCAGACCCGGGGGCUUCCCGAGUAAGCAUGAUGAGGCUUCUCCAAGCUGCAGCGUUUCCUCUGGAAGCAUAUCUGAAACAAAAGGCUAUUUCCAAUACAGCAGGAGAACAGCAAAGCAGUGAUAUGGUCAGCACAGAACACGGUUCGUCCUCAGCCGCACAAGAAACUGAGAAAGACACAACAAAUGGAGCUCAUGAUCCUGUGAACUAAACAGCUUUGGAAUUCUCCAUGAGUAUUUAUUCUUCAGUGGUAUGUGUUUCUUAUUUACACAAAAAAUGUCUUCGGUUUCGUCUCAAAUUGGUUGAGUGGUUACGACCAUUCUACCAAUUGUCGAUCGAAGAAAUGAGGAAUUUGUAGUUUGCUUUUCUUUUUGUUUCUGGUGUUUUGGUUUGGUGUGUGGUGAGUUGAGGCUUGAGAGAGAGAGACAAAUAGAUUUGAUGAGGUUUUUGAAAAUACAUAGGACACUAACUUAAUAGUUAUAUCUAAUAUGGAAAUGGAUGAAGCUUCUAAGAAGAGAAUCGGUUCUGGAGGUGGAGCUUCAAAUUUGUACGCCUAUCUAUCGCAAUCUUAAGUUUCAAAAUUCGAACCUGUACAUAAUUUUUAUUAUUUUCAAGUUUGUUUAUGAAAUUUAUGAUUUACUUAAAUUAGAGAAAUUGGUUACGCGAGA
Arabidopsis thaliana (thale cress) is the source of this 3614-nucleotide messenger RNA. It is a transcript of the gene HSL1, whose product is annotated as HSI2-like 1. Gene Ontology annotation, molecular function: DNA binding; zinc ion binding. The transcript is spliced from 16 exons. The coding region runs from base 815 to 3157 and encodes 780 amino acids. NCBI's taxonomy places the organism in Eukaryota, Viridiplantae, Streptophyta, Magnoliopsida, Brassicales, Brassicaceae. The record is from RefSeq and is marked reviewed. Gene Ontology annotation, biological process: regulation of DNA-templated transcription. Gene Ontology annotation, cellular component: nucleus.